This is a messenger RNA of Saccharomyces mikatae IFO 1815, 1152 nucleotides long. It is a transcript of the gene SLU7, whose product is annotated as mRNA splicing protein SLU7. The coding region runs from base 1 to 1152 and encodes 383 amino acids. The record is from RefSeq and is a predicted model, not a curated record. Gene Ontology annotation, molecular function: zinc ion binding; pre-mRNA 3'-splice site binding. The transcript has a single exon. NCBI's taxonomy places the organism in Eukaryota, Fungi, Ascomycota, Saccharomycetes, Saccharomycetales, Saccharomycetaceae. Gene Ontology annotation, cellular component: spliceosomal complex. Gene Ontology annotation, biological process: mRNA splicing, via spliceosome.
AUGAAUAGCAAUAACAGAAAUAAUAAAAAUAGAAACGCCAAUAACCGAAACAAAAAGCAGCUACAACUAGCAAAAGACAAAAAUGAAAAUAUCCAUAUUCCGAGAUAUAUUAGAAACCAACCAUGGUACUAUAAGGAUGUGACCAAAGGACUGGAGGAGAAAGAACCUAUCAAUAAAGGUGCGAGCACAACUGAAGAAGUGGGGAAAAGCGAUUAUUUAGUGCAUCAUAGACAAAAAGCAAAGGGGGGGGCUUUAGAUAUUGACAAUAAUUCGGAAGCAAAGAUUGGUUUAGGUAUCAAGGAUGAAUUCACAAUAAUUAAGCCACAUGAUGUGCCCUUUAGGGAUUCUUAUUCGUCAAAGUUCUGUAAAAACUGUGGUGAAACAGGGCAUACGAAGAAAGAUUGCAUGGAAAAGCCUAGGAAAGUGCAGAAAGUAAUAUCAGAUUUAAAUUUAAACAACAAAGUUAAUGGUACUAUAUUAGUACGUGGCACUGACGAUGACUGGGACUCCAGAAAAGAUAGGUGGUAUGGUUACUCAGGGAAGGAGUACAAUGAAUUGAUAGACAAGUGGGAACGUGAUAAAAAAAAUAAAACAAAAGGCCAAGAGAAAUCUCCAACUGACGAAACGCUUUGGGAUACUGACGAAGAGAUAGAGUUGAUGAAGUUAGAGCUUUACAAGGACUCCGUAGGUUCAUUGAAAAAAGACGAUUCUGAAAACUCCAAGUUAUAUAGGGCAUCAACGAGGUUGAGGGAAGAUAGGGCUGCAUACUUGAAUGAUAUAAAUUCAAUGGAGAGUAAUUAUGAUCCUAAAUCGAGGUUAUAUAAGAGUGAAACAUUGGGUUCAGUUGAUGAGAAGUCAAAGAUGUUUCGUAGACAUUUGACGGGUGAAGGAUUAAAAUUAAAUGAAUUAAACCAAUUUGCUAGAUCACAUGCUCAAGAGAUGGGGAUACGUGAUGAAAUUGAAGAUAAGGAAAAGAUACAGCAUGUUUUAGUUGCCAAUCCUACAAAGUAUGAAUACCUGAAGAGAAAGCAGGAACAAGAAGGAUUCAGGCAGCCCAAGAUCGUUAGUAUUGAUGAAUUGGAAGCCAAGAAAGUGGAGGGGACAAAGCAAUCAGAAGAACAACUCAAGCGUUUGAAAGAUUUAUACGGAUGA